Messenger RNA from Ilex paraguariensis (yerba mate), 2647 nucleotides. NCBI's taxonomy places the organism in Eukaryota, Viridiplantae, Streptophyta, Magnoliopsida, Aquifoliales, Aquifoliaceae. The record is from the annotation of a GenBank genome assembly.
AAGAUUAUAAAAAAGAACAGAAUUUUCGGUGGCUUUGGAUGCUUCCAGUUUUAGCCAAUCGUGCCUGCCAGCUUUGCUUUGAAUGUGUACAUAAAAACUAGUAAAAAGUAUGAACACUGUUUUAUGGAGGAAAAAAAGUCACAUAUAUAAUGUAUUGGUAUAUAUAUUUUCUAGAAAAGAAUAAUAGAAAGCACUGACAGAGGCUUUUUGUUCUAAAGCUCUGAGACGAAUUUAGAGAGAGAGAGAGACUGAGGUGGGUAAGAUGAGGGAGUUGGGGGUGAUGGUAGUACCACUACUCAUCGGCAUUUUGGUACUGGGUGGUCCGAGCUUUAUCAAUGGCGAUACAGAUCCAUCUGAUGCCUCUGCUCUCAGGGUCAUGUAUGGCAGUUUGAAUUCACCACAGCAGCUAACCAAGUGGAGCUCAACUGGUGGUGAUCCCUGUGGAGAGUCCUGGAAAGGCAUUUCCUGCUCAGGAUCAAGAGUCACAGAAAUCAAAUUAUCAGCCCUUGGGCUUUCUGGGUCACUGGGGUACCAGCUCACAAGUUUGACAUCAGUAACCAACUUUGAUAUAAGCAAUAAUAAUUUUGGCAAUCAGAUAACUUAUCAGCUUCCUCCGAACUUGCAGCGACUAAAUCUUGCGGGAAAUAGCUUCAAUGGUGGCAUCCCCUAUUCCAUAUCACUGAUGGCUCCUCUUAAAUACCUAAAUGUUAGUCACAAUCAACUUCAAGGCCAACUGAAUGACAUGUUUGGACAGCUUCCCGCACUCUCCACAUUGGAUUUCUCUUUUAAUGCCGUGACGGGUAACCUUCCUGAAAGUUUCAGCUUGCUUUCAAGUAUGACCAAUAUGUACUUGCAAAACAAUCAGUUUACAGGGACUAUUGACGUCCUUGCCAAUCUUCCCCUUGAUAAUCUGAAUGUCGAGAAUAACCAUUUUAGUGGUUGGAUACCUGAUCAGUUGAAAAACAUAAACUUUCAGAAGGAUGGUAACUCAUGGGACUCGGGGCCUGCACCCCCGCCUCCACCGGGCACGCCUCCAGCCAGCAGGCCCAACCGAAAUCACAAUUCUGGUGGCAAUAACCGCCCAUCUGAUGGUGGAGGUGGUAGCAAGAAAUCAGGUGUUGGGGCUGGUGGUGUAGCAGGAAUUGUGAUAUCCCUUUUAGUGGUUGGAGCAAUUGCAGCAUUCUUUAUUAUGAGGAGAAGAUCCAGAAGGUCAUCGGCAGAUAUAGAAAAGCAAGAUAAUCAGCCUUUCACUCCUCUUGCUUCGCAUGAUAUGCAAGAAAUGAAAUCUAUACAGACUUCCUCCACGGCUGACAUAAAAACAUUUGAAACAUCGGUGUCUAUAAAUCUUAGACCGCCACCAAUUGAUCGUCACAAAUCAUUUGAUGAAGAGGAUUUCUCGGCGAAACCCAUUGUUCCCAAGAAAGUCAGCACAGCUCCUAUAAAUGUGAGAUCGUAUUCUAUAGCAGACCUGCAGAUGGCUACAGAUAGCUUUAGUGUUGAAAAUCUUAUUGGCGAGGGGUCCAUUGGACGUGUUUAUCGGGCUCAAUUUGAUGAUGGAAAGGUUCUUGCUGUGAAGAAGAUAAAUUCAUCUGCUCUUCCACAUCCUGAAGACUUUAUGGAUAUAGUUUCAGAGAUAUCCCAAUUGCACCAUCCAAAUGUAACAGAGCUGGUGGGCUAUUGUUCAGAGCAUGGACAGUACCUGCAGGUCUAUGAGUUCCACAAAAAUGGUUCACUGCAUGACUUCCUGCAUCUCUCAGACGAAUACAACAAACCACUAACCUGGAAUACCCGCGUGAAGAUUGCCUUGGGCACUGCACGUGGGUUAGAGUAUCUACAUGAAGUUUGCUCACCGUCAGUUGUUCAUAAGAACUUUAAAUCGGCCAACAUUUUGCUAGAUGGGGAGCUCAAUCCACACCUUUCAGACUGUGGGUUAGCAAGCCUCGUUCCUGAUGCAGAUCAGGCAUUGAACCAUAAUGCUGGGUCUGGGUACGGUGCACCUGAGGUUGCCAUGUCUGGUCAAUAUACCAUAAAGAGUGAUGUCUACAGUUUUGGAGUAGUCAUGUUGGAGCUUCUUACUGGACGAAAACCAUUUGAUAGCACAAGGUCAAGAUCUGAGCAAUCUUUGGUUCGAUGGGCAACACCUCAACUCCAUGACAUUGAUGCUCUAUCUAAGAUGGUUGAUCCAGCACUCAAAGGGCUUUAUCCGGUUAAAUCUCUCUCCCGGUUUGCUGACGUGAUUGCGCUGUGUGUCCAGCCGGAGCCUGAGUUCCGGCCACCUAUGUCAGAAGUGGUUCAAGCAUUGGUCCGGCUGGUGCAGCGAGCGAAUAUGAGCAAGAGAACCAUAGGAAAUGAACAAGGUGCAUCUGUGCGGGUUGACAACCCAGACACACCUUAAGGCGGCGUGGAAUGCUUGUUUUGUUUCUUUUUUUUUUGACUAUAAAAGCUCUAAACCAAACAAAAGUAAUGUAGCGUUCUGCUUUUUCAUUCUUUCCUAUUCACUGUUCGUCAUCCGCUGCUUAUUUGUUCUCACUUGGGUCUCCUUUUUUUUUUUUGGCUUUGUAUGACUGGGAGUAGAUACUGGAUUUUGUUUAUACCGAAUAACUGUGACAGCUCUAUCCAUCAUCUUCCUCUGGUAUAAAAAGUCAAC